GUCCGGCACAGCCAAUACCGUUGCGGAGCUGUGCUUGCUGCGCACGCAAGUCACUGACUUGCCGGCUGCUUCGACAAGGCCGGCCAUGCCUGCGUGCCUGCCACAGCGCCUCCCUUCGACGUGAUGGAGACGCGGCAGCAGCCACUUCUACUACCGACAUAUGUACUCCAUGCCAAAAGACUCAGUGCCAUGCCAGUCCGCCCGCAAGGCCCAGCCUCCCGAAGCUUGACCAAGACGCCUGCAGGGUCCUUGCCCCUCGAACCAAGCACUCCCCGAGUCUUGAUAUAUGGUCCCAGUUGCUUGGAAGGCAAAUCUUUGCUGCAACCAGUGUCGAGCCUCUCCUUCGCCCUUCCCAGCCUCGUUCGCCAAACCAGGUCUCGGCACCGGCUAACUAGGUCACGGGCAGCCUUGGCCUGGGGUGAUUAUCUAAGUCCCCACGACGUCUUGAUUGGCCGCCUCCAGCUUUGUCGCCCGCUCUCGGCGUUGAGCGAGCAUGACAAGAGACUAGUCACUUCUUGGCUCGGCCUCCGCCUGCGACCGCUCUGUGCAUCUGGUUCGAUCGGGGCAACGCAAACGGCAUCUUUGCUCCAGCAUGCGAGGAUCCUUGAUGCAAUUCCUGCGCCCAGAAUGGCUUCCAUCGGCGUCUGUCCUAGGAAUACAGGAGCAGCCAAGCCUUCCGCCCAGACUCCCGCCCCGGUGCCGCCCAGCACCGCCUAGCGAUUUGGACUGCCAGGAGGCUUGGUAUGAUGCCAUUGGGCCCAAUAAAACACUCCAACUGUCUUGAUAACGGGUUGUUGGGACACACACGUACUCACGCGAGCCUCGUCGCGAAGCUAGAUACCUGUCGGUUCCUCAUAUGCUGCCUCGUGGUUCGUCGACGCCCUAGGUCGUCCUCUUGGCUUUGCUCGGCGCCAUGGCUAAGCCCUCGCCGUCAUUGUCGGUCCAUCACUGGGUCUGCCCUGGCCACUGCCUAUCCUUCUAGACUCAUCGAAGCUUUUCAACGAAUGUUGACAAGUACUUAAGUAGCUACGUUCCCCCCUUGGAUCACAUGCCAAUCCAUUCUGCCUUAAACAAAGGACUUGACCAGUCAACAUUGUGAAAACAAACCUCCGUCCCUCACAGUUUCAAAACUUCUCUGGUUGACAGAAAUAGAUCCAGAGUCCGCUCGCUUAUGAUCCAAAUUUCCCCUGCGCUCGAUAUCUCAACAUCCAUGGUCAUCAAGUGAUUACAUUAUGGCCGGCCAAUUUGACCGACACCCGUUCCUCCUUACUCCGAGUGAUGUGGCAGCCUCUCUCAAGACAGAUGUCGACAAAGGUUUGAAUUCUGCGCAGGUUGCGCAGCUGCAGCAGGAAUACCCUCGCAAUGAGCUCGACGUUGGGGGGGCAAUCCCCUGGUACACGAUUUUCAUCAAGCAGCUCUUCAAUGCUAUGAUCUUGGUUCUCUUCUUUGCAACGAUCGUCAGUCUUGCAAUUAAAGACUGGAUCGAAGGCGGGGUUCUUGCUGUAGUCAUAGUCCUCAAUGUAUCAAUUGGAUUUUUACAAGAAUACAAGGCUGAAAAGAAGAUGGAUGCUCUCCGAGCACUGUCUUCUCCUUCAGCCAGCGUUAUCCGAGAUGGAAAAGUCCAAGUCAUCGCCAAUCCCGAGGUGGUUCCCGGUGAUAUUGUCAUCCUGAAAAUGGGUGACACGGUUCCUGCCGAUCUGCGAAUGUUCGAAGCUAUGAACUUGUCUUGCGAUGAGCAGAGCUUGACAGGCGAGGCCCUACCCGUCGAGAAGUCCAUUGAAAACGAUAUCACGGUUCCCGGUACCGAGAAGCUGGCUUCCGAAGAAGGUGAGGUCGGCAUCGGUGAUCGCGUGAACAUUGCGUAUGCCACCACUGUUGUCCGAAAGGGCCGUGGCCGAGGUAUCGUUAUCGCAACAGGCAUGCAGACUGAGGUUGGCAAGAUUGCUGCCUCAACCACCAAAAAGACAAGGAAGCCAGGAAGAUCCAUGAAUUGGAAGAAAUACGGCAAGGCAGCUCCUCUCAAAGGAGGUUUCAGGCGGACUUACGAUUUUUUUGGCAAGUUCUUGGGCCUGACCGAGGGCACACCACUCCAAAUCCGACUGAGCAAGCUGGCCUAUGUGCUGUUCUUCUGCGCACUGCUUCUGGCUGUCAUCGUGUUCGGAGUCAACCGCUUCAACAUGACGAACGAGGUCAUUAUUUACGCUAUUUCCACUGGAAUUGCUAUUAUCCCUGAGAGUCUCGUUGCCGUUUUGACAAUCACGAUGGUCGUGGCCACGACUGUCAUGCGCAAGGCAAACGUUGUCGUUCGAGAUCUGUCUGCCUUGGAAGCGCUUGGAGGUGUUACCAACAUUUGCUCCGAUAAGACUGGCACCCUGACUCAGGGCGCAAUGAUAGUCCGAAAAGCUUGGCUGCCUUUCUCAAGCGUCUACACUGUCCAUGACUCUGAAGACCCUAACGACCCAAGUGUUGGUAGGGUUACUUACCGCACCGUGCCUAUUGAUGCACCUGAAGAGCCAAAACAAGAACGUGACUUCGAUCAGGAACGAAGCGCUCCGGCGCUCAAGUUUGACGUUCCACAGGAGAAACUCGAACAGAAUGACAAGGACCAGUCUGAGGAGAAAGAGGCUGAAGCCGGUCCAGAUCUGCACGCAUUUCUCAUCGCAUCCUCUCUGUGCAAUCUCGCGACCGUGCGAUAUGACGACCAGGAAUCCAAGUGGCAGACAACUGGAGAGCCGACCGAAAUCGCCCUGCAGGUGUUCUCCCACCGCUUUGAAAUCCGGAAGAAGCAGCUUGAAGCCAACGGCUGGAAGCAAAUUGCCGAGUUCCCUUUCGACAGUAGCAUCAAGCGAAUGUCAGUGGUCUACAAUGCUCCCCAUGGCAAUGAGUACGACGUGCCGUCGACGGGCAGUAUCGUCUACACCAAGGGCGCCGUCGAGCGUGUUCUCGAUCUUUGCUCAAACAUUGGCACCGGCGAUAUCCAGGAGCCCCUGACAGACGACAUCAAGGACAAAGUGUUGACGCAGAUGGACAAGCUCGCUUCGCAAGGUUUGCGUGUUCUGGCCAUUGCUACCAAGCAAUGGGAUGGCCGUUUCCAGUCUGUCUCUAGCCCAGAGGAGACCGAGAAUGAUGCAGCACUCCGGGGCCAAGUCGAGAGCAACUUGACCCUGCUUGGACUUGCCGGUAUAUACGAUCCUCCUCGGCGAGAGACCACCCCUGCCAUUGGAGAAUGUGCCAGCGCAGGUAUCAAGGUGCACAUGCUUACUGGUGACCAUCCGUCCACCGCCAGGGCCAUCGCCAAGGAAGUCGGUAUCAUCCCACGCAAUCUGGGCAUCCUGCCUGCGGGUACUGCGGAUUCUAUUGUGCUCAAGGCGACCGACUUUGAUAAACUGACCGACGCGGAGAUCGACGCCUUGGAAGAGCUGCCCUUGGUCAUUGCGCGUUGCGCCCCGGACACCAAGACACGCAUGAUCGAGGCCCUGCGAAGACGCAAAGCGUUCAUGGCCAUGACCGGUGAUGGAGUUAACGACGCGCCAUCUCUCGCCAAUGCCGAUGUUGGUAUUGCUAUGGGCAGCGGAUCCGAUGUCGCCAAGUCAGCGGCCAAGAUCGUACUGACUGAUGACAAGUUCAACUCGAUUGUCGCGGCCAUCCGCGAGGGAAGGCGCAUGUUCGACAACAUCCAGAAGUUCAUCCUGCACUUGCUAACCUCCAAUGUCGGCGAAGUCAUCCUUCUGAUUUGUGGCCUCGCAUUCCAGGAUGCCAGCGGGUUUUCGGUGUUUCCCAUUUCACCACUCGAGAUCAUCUGGAUCAACAUGAUCACCUCAUCCUUCCCCGCGUUUGGCCUUGGCCGUGAGUUAGCCGCGGCAGACGUAAUGAGGAAGCCGCCCCACGCCAAGGGCAUCUUCACGAGGCAGAUCAUGGUGGACAUGGCUGUGUAUGGAUUCCUUAUGGGCGUUUGCACCCUCGCAACGUUCAUCAUUGUCGUAUAUGGUGCCAACGGCGGCAACCUGGGCAGGGAUUGCAACAGAGCAUACUCCGAAGAAUGCAUACCAGUCUUCAGGGCACGAGCCGCCGUGUUUGCGGAGCUAACGUGGCUGAUAUUGUUGUCUGCAUGGGAGUUCAAGCACCUGAGGAGGUCCAUGUUCGCGCUCAACCCGGAGCGGCACGGACCCUUCCAGGUCUUCAAGGACCUCUACGGCAACCGCUUCCUCUUCUGGGCCGUCGCUAUCGGUUUCCUGUCCGUCUUCUUGACCGUCAACAUCCCGGUUGUGAGCACCCAAUUCUUCAAGCACACGAGAAUCACUUGGGAGUGGGGCCUGGUGGUUGGGUUCACGGUCGUCUUUAUCGCGGGUAUGGAGACGUGGAAGGCCAUCAAGCGGGCCUUCCACCUCCUGGACGACCAUGCUGUUGUGCAAGGCGCAUUUUCGCAGGGCAGCGUCGAGGGCAGGAGGCUCAGCACCGCGCUCAGCUUCUCCAGCCUCAAGGGCUGGGCGAGCUUCAGCAAGGGGACGAGCUUCGGGAAGAGGCAUAACACCGGUGAGCCGUCCACAAACGGCCGGACCAAGUCUGCUGACAAGGCUGAGUCUUCCCCCGACGGUCGGGAGAAGAUCUCGACGAAUGUGUAAGGGUGUGCAUUGCAUGCGCGUGCACCCCGCGCGUUUGGUGUUGCAUUUGGCGUCCGCAUGUGUAUAUCAUAUCAGUUGUGUUUUCACUGGUUUUCGAGGAUGAUUUCUUUUUGUUAUGGUUGCUUUCCGAGUUGCGAACCAAAAACGCAGGAGACGACUGUGCGCAGUAGUAAUUAUUAUACCCAUGUUGUUGUGGGGUUGCUGAGAUAUUCAUGAAGAGCUCAGGCUCGAACGCUUGUCGGGGUGGGGUAGGCUUCCCUGUCGAGUGGUAGAAAGGCUGCGAUAGGGUUAAAUGUAUGAAGGAUAGAAAUCUAAUUGUCCCGAAUGAAGUGACCAACUAUUAUCAAAUGA
This is a messenger RNA of Diaporthe batatas, 4973 nucleotides long. RefSeq lists its product as uncharacterized. Gene Ontology annotation, biological process: calcium ion transmembrane transport; intracellular calcium ion homeostasis. NCBI's taxonomy places the organism in Eukaryota, Fungi, Ascomycota, Sordariomycetes, Diaporthales, Diaporthaceae. The record is from RefSeq and is a predicted model, not a curated record. Gene Ontology annotation, molecular function: ATP hydrolysis activity; P-type calcium transporter activity; ATP binding. Gene Ontology annotation, cellular component: plasma membrane. The transcript is spliced from 4 exons. Bases 1233 to 4622 code for a protein of 1129 amino acids.